AAAGAUUAAAAAAACUAAUUACAGAAGACAAAUCUCCGCAGUCAGGGUGUUGCAAAGUUGUAGUCGUGCAAAAAACGGAUUCUACGUACGUUUUCCUUCACUUUUGACCACUUUGCGGAGCUCGGUGGGUUCAUGGUAGGUUAUACUAGAGUGAUUUGUCUGCAGAAGUCCCCAAAAACAGACAAAUGUCGCAGUCUGAGCAGAAAAAAGCUCUAGAUGAGGCACCGAGCCCGGAGCACGGACUGAACGGGGGUCCGGUGAUCUCCGGGGCGGUGUGCGGGGUGUGUGGGCGGCUGUACCGGGACCCCCGGCUGCUGCCCUGCCUGCACUCCUUCUGCUGCGACUGCAUCGGCCGGCUGGAGCCCUUCACGGCCCCCAGGAGCCCCGGGGACCGGGGGGACCGGAGCCCCGGCCCCGCGGGGGUGUCGGUGCUCUGCCCGCAGUGCGACUCCGAGGUGGACCUCCCCCAGGCCGGGCCGGCCGGCCUGAGCAGCGACCCCCUGGCCCUGCAGCAGGUGUUCCGGGCCAGCCUGGCCGCGGACGGCCCGCUAGGGUGCGACCUGUGCGGGGAGCCGGGGGCCGAGAGCCGCUGCAGGACCUGCGGGCUCUGCCUGUGCGGCUUCUGCUGCCAGGCGCACAGGCGGCAGAAACGAACAGCGUCUCACUCCGUCCUGCCUUUGGCGGAGCUGAAGGCCUGCGGUCGCCUCCGCCGCCCCGUCCUCUGCUCGUUCCACCCCGGCCAGGAGCUACGGCUCUUCUGCGAGCCCUGCGACCUGCCCGUGUGCCUGGACUGUGCCAGCACUCUGCACCGCGACCACCUCUGCCGGCCCACGCGGGACGUCAUAGAUCGCCAUGGCGACCGCAUCCGAGAGGUGGUCAGCGUGUCCCUGCGACCUCGCCUGGAACAACUGGCCAAGUCACUGCAAAAGGUGGAGACUUCUCAGGAGAGCCUGCAGGUGCGAGUGGAAGCCACAGCAAAUGAGAUCCGAGCAUUUUCACGAGGCUACGCCAGCGCGGUGGAGGAGCACUGCCUGUCUCUGCUGCGGCACCUGGAGGAGCUCCGGGUUCAACGCAGGAACAACCUGCACCUGCAGAGCGUGCAGCUGCAGCAGGCGCUGCUGGACGUCCAGGGCAGCGUGGAGUUCGCAGAGCGACUGCUGACCUGCGGCUCCGACGCCGAGAUCCUCAGCGCCAAAGGAGUGACCCUGCGGAGACUCACUGCUCUGGCAGGGAGCAGUCAUGACCCUCGCCCAGAAACGGUCGCCCCUGACGACGGCAGCAGUAUCUGCUUCCUGGCCAGCGAGCCGGCCGGCAGAGUGGAGGGCUACCCGGUGGUCGGGGUGGUCCACUCCAAGACGCUGGACGUCAGCAGAUGCACCGCUGAAGGAGAAGGUCUGCAGGGGGGCCGGGAGGGCCAGCAGGGGCAGUUCACGCUGGUGUGCCGAGACUCGGCCGGAGAGCAGGUGUCUCGGGGAGGAGAGCAGGUCCUCGUCAGCAUCGUCCACAAAGACAAGAAGAACUGCACGGUGGCGACAGCAGUGACUGACAACAACGAUGGGACCUACAGAGUUUCAUUCACUCCUGAGGAACCGGGAACUUUCUCAGUGUGGGUCUGUGUCAGAACCCAACAUAUAAAGGGUUCUCCGUUUAUUCUGCACGUGAAGAGGAAAAUCAGGCGCCACAAUGGGACUUUCCACUGCUGCUCCUUCUGCUCCAGUGCAGGAGCCAAAGAGGCUCGCUGUGGAUGCCCAGGAACCAUGCCAGGAGGGUUUAAAGGCUGCGGUCAUGGCCAUAAGGGACAUCCCGGGAAGCCUCACUGGUCCUGCUGCGGCAACACGCUGGAGAAGUCGGAGUGUUUGCCCCCGGCGGCGUUGGCCGCCGCGUCUCCUCGCGCCCGCCUGCGAACCGUGGAGCUCUGAUACGACGCCAGGACAACGUGUGUCAUGAUGACGGUCACCGAAGGCUGGCAGCAGCAGGGAGGGGGUCUUAGGCAGCUCGGGAAAAGGUCAGGCCAGUGAGGAGAGGCUCUGUAGAUGCUAAGAAGUUCCUCACCUCUCCAGCACAAGCCUGCGGCCGUUGGCCCGACUGUGAUACCGUUGCUGGCUUCGCCAGGAGGGGAACAGAAUUCAGCGUGCGUCUCCUUCCAAAUCAAAUAUCAUAAAAGGCUUCCUGUAAGACACUUCAGCAGAAAAGAUCGUUUAGAUUUAUUACCAUUUUCCACCAGCCGGUUUCUCCUCUCAAGCUUCUGAGGUCUGAAACCUUGAAUAUGAGUUAUAACCUGGUUGAUGAAGCUGGAUAUGUUUGUACUAUUUUAAAUAAUCCUACAGCUCAUUUACAAUCAUAAAAGCUGUAGACUGUUAUACAGUGUUCCUCUUCAGUAAUCCAGCUUUCUCAGCACAUAUUGGAAAGCUUUAAUUCAGACAGUCCCACCACUUCUAUUUUAAACAUUAGCUUUCCUAUUAACAUGAUCAUCGUUUUUUGUAUUAUUUUACUUAGCUCACCAACACCGUGAUUAUUAGUUUAAUGGUGAAAUGGUGCAGCAAUCAUUUAUUAUUUCAGAUUUUUUAGAUUUAAAUAAAGAAAUACAGGUGCUACUUUGAGAUGGACCUGUGUUUUUAGUACUUUGAGACAUCCUUUUUUAACAGCGACUGGGUUCUCUACCCUCAGCUCAUCAGGGUUGAACAACUUGACACGGCCGCUCUCAGAUUCGCACAAUGAAUGUCAGGCGCCCAGAGGACAUUUGGCGUUGCAGCAACAGUAAAAAACGGCAGGUGUAACGAUACAGCAGAUACGUUUGUAAAGAACAACACCAGAGGGAACAAUCCCUCGAGGCUCCUGGUGGGACGUGGACCCACAUACAUGUCACAUGUUAUUUUGUGGCACUAAGUAGUUAAAAUUAUUGAAGGAUAAAAGGAUUCAUUGGGAGGUAAUUCAUGCACAUGACAUGCUGUGAAAUGCUAUUUACAAAUCCAUGCCUUUACCCAGUACUCGAGUUGUAAAAAUAAAUCAGGGGGGAUGGUGGAUUUUAUCAUAUGGG
Messenger RNA from Cololabis saira (Pacific saury), 3037 nucleotides. RefSeq names its product tripartite motif containing 45 (gene trim45). Gene Ontology annotation, biological process: positive regulation of DNA-templated transcription. NCBI's taxonomy places the organism in Eukaryota, Metazoa, Chordata, Actinopteri, Beloniformes, Belonidae. The coding region runs from base 186 to 1919 and encodes 577 amino acids. The record is from RefSeq and is a predicted model, not a curated record. The transcript has 8 exons. Gene Ontology annotation, cellular component: chromatin; nucleoplasm. Gene Ontology annotation, molecular function: protein binding; zinc ion binding; ubiquitin-protein transferase activity.